Symbiodinium natans is the source of this 399-nucleotide messenger RNA. NCBI's taxonomy places the organism in Eukaryota, Dinophyceae, Suessiales, Symbiodiniaceae. The record is from the annotation of a GenBank genome assembly.
AUGCAGCUUUCUGCGUGUUCGUGUUGGGUUUCAGACGGGUCGCCGGAUCACUCAGGAUGGACGUUCGGAUACCAUCCGGUUGAUGACAUUAUUGGCGUUUGGGAUGCGCCCCCGAAAUUUGUUCCCAGCAAAGGACUUCCGGAUGGUCCUCUGAUAGGCAAUGGCGAUCUUGGGGCAGCGUUGGCUUGGCUACCAUCCUUUCCACAGCUCGAUGUGCACAUUGGGCACAACGCCUUUUUUGCAGCGCCGGUUGCUGGCACGACGUCGUGCGGAUAUGCUCCUGGAGGGCGCAAGGCCAUGUCCUGUUUGCAUGUCUCGUUACAUGCUGUGGACUUGAACAACCAAGCAGGUCCCGUACUAGCGUUUUCUCCAGUACCAUGCUCAUUGCUGGCAUCUUGA